Trypanosoma theileri is the source of this 825-nucleotide messenger RNA. RefSeq names its product enkurin. The record is from RefSeq and is a predicted model, not a curated record. Gene Ontology annotation, molecular function: calmodulin binding. Lineage: Eukaryota; Euglenozoa; Kinetoplastea; Trypanosomatida; Trypanosomatidae. The coding region runs from base 1 to 825 and encodes 274 amino acids. The transcript has a single exon.
AUGUCUGGUGAAAGUGUAUUUAAUCUUAUUGAACCAGAGGUGGAAGUCGCUCCCCCACAACCGCGUCACAAGUCCAAGUUCAGCGGAAAGCGAGCAGCGCCGCCAACAGCGUCCACAUUUGGCAUUCACGGCACAAGUGCGGUUGUGGCAAAUAUGGGCGGAGAAGUAACGGAACCAUCAAUUCACCCGGCGAAAAAACCGAUUGGGAUCUUUGGGCGAGAUGCCGCCUCCACUGUGAAUCCUGAAAACUUUCUCAAGAAGAACGAAGGUCCAAAUACGGCAAGUCGCGGAGCACCAACAGUAAACAAUACAAAAUUUUUAAAAAGUACGAAGGAUAUUGUUAAACGAAAGGAUGAUAUUCCUAGUAGAUAUGAUAAACCUAUUAUGGGACUAAAAACAGACAAAAAUUAUGUGGUGGCAAAUGCUGUUGAAAACGUUCUUGCUAUACCCACUAAAUGCAUUCCUCCGCCACAGAAUCGUGCAGUAGAUCGCGUCGACUUUGGUAAAGUACCUGCUUAUUUGGAAGAUAUUAAAGCAGAGAUUGAAGAGCGCCACGCCUUAGUGCAGAGGCUUCAGGCUGCGCAACGUGAGGAACAAGAGAGGUGGUCUGAACUUUCAUCAGAGGAACUCGAACGGCUUCGACAAGGAUUGCAACGUCGUUGGGACUUCCUUAAUUCAGAAUACCAGUCUAGAGGUUUUAGCAAACUGCAAACCCCCUCACAAAAGGCCCAUCAUGAGGCAAUUGGGAAGGAACUUAAUGCGGUAGAGUUUGCAAUGCAGAAAUUAAGCCGUGCACACGUAUUUGUGUAUGACGACCAGCGAUAG